This is a messenger RNA of Arachis stenosperma, 381 nucleotides long. RefSeq lists its product as uncharacterized. Gene Ontology annotation, biological process: translation. Bases 1 to 381 code for a protein of 126 amino acids. Gene Ontology annotation, cellular component: ribosome. Gene Ontology annotation, molecular function: structural constituent of ribosome; 5S rRNA binding. The transcript has a single exon. The record is from RefSeq and is a predicted model, not a curated record. NCBI's taxonomy places the organism in Eukaryota, Viridiplantae, Streptophyta, Magnoliopsida, Fabales, Fabaceae.
AUGCAGGGAAGGUACUUGCUGAGGGUAUACACAUCGGCGAAGCACAUGACGGCGAACGUGGUGGCGGGGAACCACCACGACGGAAGGGUGGUGGCGAGCGCGUCGACGGUGGAGCACGCGAUCAAGGGCGCGUUUGUAUGGGGAAGAGCGUGCGACGUGAAAGCGGCGGAGGCGGUAGGUGAGGUGCUGGCGAUGCGGCUGAAGGCGGAGGAGGCGGCAGGGGUGACGGUGGGGAUGGGCGGCGAGGUGGACGUGGACUUAGAGAGAGAGAUCGAGAAGAAGGAGAAGGAUAGCGGAGCUAAGGUGUGGGCAGUGGUUAAUGCUUUCAGGAAGAGAGGCAUUAAGGUUGUCAUUCACAAUCACCGUCAAAACACAGGUUAA